Molecule: messenger RNA, 670 nt
Organism: Telopea speciosissima
Lineage: Eukaryota; Viridiplantae; Streptophyta; Magnoliopsida; Proteales; Proteaceae
Exons: 2
Coding region: 73-642 (189 amino acids)
Source: RefSeq, a predicted model, not a curated record
UCUCAUUAGUCAAAUCACACUGUAGAACCUCUCUUGGCAGCCCUCGAUCCCAGUGUUUUGAUCCUCUCCCAUAUGAAUUCAACCUCCACCCCACCCAAGCCGCCAGAAUUUACUCUGGCUGAUUUUUCUGUGGAAAGGGGACCGAGAUACAGAGCUUACGCUGAACUCAGAGAAUCAAAGCUGAGGAUGAACAAUAUGAUGAUCAAGCAACACUACUCCGAUGAACCAGAGACGACCGUGACACCUCCAAAGAAAAGGGUUUCGUUUCAGGAAACAAUAGCAGGCGGUGUGCGCAACAAAAGUUCAGUUGUUGCUCGAUCAGUUCCUGAUUUCUCAGCCGUUUUGAGGAAAGAGAACAGGAAGCCACCAUCAUCCACAGCAUUGCCAUCGAUGUUGGAGAUGACUCCACCGCCUUCCAAGGUUUCGAAAUUCUCUACAUUCUCGUCAAAACAGGUUGGGAGUAAAUCGGCCAAUGCAGGGGAGAAGAGAGGUGGGGGAGUGAUGAUGAGAAAGAGUUACGCAAGCGUUGAUGAACUCAAAGGAUUGUCUUCCGCUGCUGCCUCUGCCAUUAAUGGCGAAACCAGAAGAGGGAAGGGCAACAGAGGAAUCAACAGAGCUGUUUUGGGUUACAGACAGUUCUAAUUAUGAUGCCAUGGUCUCAAUUCUUUUU